Messenger RNA from Manis pentadactyla (Chinese pangolin), 831 nucleotides. Its product is annotated as olfactory receptor 5K3-like. Gene Ontology annotation, molecular function: G protein-coupled receptor activity; olfactory receptor activity; odorant binding. The transcript has a single exon. Gene Ontology annotation, cellular component: membrane. The record is from RefSeq and is a predicted model, not a curated record. Gene Ontology annotation, biological process: sensory perception of smell; G protein-coupled receptor signaling pathway. NCBI's taxonomy places the organism in Eukaryota, Metazoa, Chordata, Mammalia, Pholidota, Manidae. The coding region runs from base 1 to 831 and encodes 276 amino acids.
AUGAGAUUUACAGAUCACCCAGAGCUAAAGUCCAUUCUGUUCAUGGUGUUCCUUACCAUCUACCUGAUCACAAUGGUGGGGAAUCUGAGCCUGGUGGCUUUAAUUUAUAUGGAGUGUCGUCUUCACAUGCCAAUGUACAUCUUUCUGGUUAAACUUGUGCUGAUGGAUUCCUGUUGUUGUUGUGCCAUUACCCCCAAGAUGUUAGAGAACUUCUUUCCUAAGGACAGAAUGAUUUCCCUCAAGGAAUGCAUGGCACAAUUUUAUUUUCUCUGCCUUGCUGAAAGUGCAGAUUGCUUUCUCCUGGCUGCAGUGGCCUAUGACUGCUAUGUGGCCAUACAUAGGCCACUGCAGUACCACACCAUGAUGUCAAAGAAACUCUGCAUUCACAUGACCACAGGGGCCUACAUAACUGGAAAAGUGCUUUCCAUUAUUCAAUUAGGGUUUCUGUUUAGGUUAACUUUCUGUGGGUCUCACCAAAUCAAUCACUUCUUUUGUGAUGUUCUUCCAUUAUACAGACGUUCCUGUGUUGACCCUUUUAUCAAUGAACUGAUGAUAUUUGUCUUUUCAGGGUCAAUUCAAAACUUCUCCAUUACUAUAGUCCUAAUCUCUUAUCUCUACAUCCUUUUUACAAUUUUUGAAAUGAAAUGCAAAGAGGGAAGAGGCAAAGACUUAUCUACUUGUGCAUUCCACUUCUUCUCUGUCUCAGUGUUCUGUGGUUCUCUUCUCUUUGUACAUAUUUAUCCAAGUUCAGUUAAAGAAAGAGAUAAAGAUAUACCUGUCGCUAUUUUUUUAUACUUUAAUGAUUCCUUUAUUAAACCCAUUCACUUAUAG